Messenger RNA from Pogona vitticeps (central bearded dragon), 2190 nucleotides. NCBI's taxonomy places the organism in Eukaryota, Metazoa, Chordata, Lepidosauria, Squamata, Agamidae. The record is from RefSeq and is a predicted model, not a curated record.
GAAUACUUGGCUGGUUUCUCUGUGUAUGAUCUAAAUCUAUGGUAGGACAUUUUCAACUGCAGUUUUAAGAGAAUGUCAGACUUCGGACAAUUUGAUAUAGAUUUUUACAAAUCAAAUUACCCUCCAGAUAACCAAGAGCAAGAUUAUAGUGAGUCUGGAGACACCAGCUAUGUCUAUGGAAGCAAAAGAGGUUGGAUGGGGGCCAUGCCCCAGUCUGAAGCCUUUGCCUCUCCAGGAACGCUUUCAUCUUCUCAGCCGUACACUGGCCAAAUCUUUCAACCAGCACAUGCUUCUGAGUUUCUAUCAAAUACUGUUUAUUCUGACAGCUUUGAUGAAGAACCUCCAUUGCUAGAAGAACUAGGGAUCAACUUUGAUCACAUCUGGCAAAAAACGCUAACAGUCCUAAAUCCAAUGAAGCCAGCAGAUGGCAGCAUUAUGAAUGAGACAGACCUGACAGGGCCUAUGGUUUUCUGUUUGGCCCUCGGAGGAACCCUGCUUCUGGCAGGAAAAGUUCACUUUGGCUACGUUUAUGGCAUGAGUGCAAUUGGGUGCAUAGCAAUCCAUGCUUUGCUGAACCUGAUGAGCAUAGCCAGUGUUUCCUAUGGAUGUGUAGCAAGCGUCCUGGGUUACUGCCUGCUGCCGAUGGUGAUCCUGUCCACCUAUGCUGUCUUUUUCUCUCUGCAGGGAAGUCUAGGAACUGUGCUAGCUCUGAUUAUCAUUGGAUGGUGCAGCCUCUCAGCCUCCAAAAUAUUCACUUCUGCUUUGGCAAUGGAAGGUCAGCAGUUCCUGGUUGCCUAUCCUUGUGCUUUACUCUACGGUCUUUUUGCACUGAUGACGGUUUUCUGAACUUUGGCCUUUCUGCCCCAUCUCUGUAUCUAGCUGCACAAAUCAAGACAAUGACUAGAUGAACUCUCAGAGGUGCUCCCAGUGUACGUUCGGAAUAAGAAUUUGUCUCAUACAUAAGGCUUGAUGUAUUGCACUUUUUUCUCUGAAUGUUUCUCUUUGACUGUUUAGGUGAUGUUCUACACACAUGCAAUCAGUCACAGGAUUGUUGUUUCACCAUGUUGUUCUCAAGGAACACGCACAAAACAUUUAGAACAUGAGGGCACCAGGAUGGAGAAGGCUGUUGUACACCAUUACUAAUGGCAGCAAUCAUAUAUUCCAUGCAGCAAGGGGGCUAGGCUUUUGCAAACAACACAUUAUUGCACAUGCCCUAAUGCUUUUUUGCAGCAGAGUGAAUCAACAUUCUAUGAGACAAUUCAAAAAAUGUGGGCAGCCCAAAUUUUAAAAAAAUGUACUUUUGAAACUGAAGUUUGAAUCUGCACCAUAUUUGGCACAGAUGUAACAGACAGUGUGUUCUUUCUCUGUGCCAAAUAUGGAAAAGAUUGCACAAAGGAAUUUUAAGUUAUGAUUUUUAAAAAGUAAAAUUAUUUCUCCUCUAUUCAGAAAUAAGUGAAUCUAAAUGCCCCCAGAUUUAAACAGCUCAUGAAAAUUGAAAAGACCAAUCUUGCUUAUAUUGAAAAAGAAUGGUUGGCCCCACCCCAUUUUUUGAAUUUUUGGAAGGGCUGCAGGAGCUAAAAUACAGAUCCUCAAAAAAGGUCUUUCAAAAGGGAAAACCAACCACUUUGUUGUUAGACUGAGUAUGUGUGGGGCAUGCUUACCAGCUACAACAUUGCAAAGUAGGUACAAUGUUGCAACUUCAUGUAGGACAACGUAAAGGUAACAGAAACAGAGUAAAAAGACAGGUUUUCUUUAAAGAGUGAAAACCACAGAGUUGCUUUAGAGCAAGUAAUGGGGAGACAGUUCUCAAAAAAUACAUUUUGCCAUGUAUGUCCUGGGAAUUUGCAUACAAUUUUGUAAGGCAUAUUCAAAGUAUUUUUGCAUUACAGAAUCACAGAGCAGUUAUGUUUUUCCCAGCCCUGAGGGCUUUCAGUAAACAAUAUCUCAGGAUUUCUGAAACUAGGUUCCUGAUGUAGGUCUUCAAAGGGGAAAUCAUCUCCAGGACUCAGGUAAUUUGAAAUUUUGACCAUGUCAGUCAGGGCCCAUUUAAUUCACUCUUAGGAGGAGAACAUUUAACAUCCUUCCUGGCCAAGCAUGCAUUUGUGCUUGGAAAGGAAUUCUGAGUUAAAUUGUAAAAAUAUUUUAAAAGAUAUUUUGAAAAGAAUAGAGAACAAAAAUUCAGAAGUUGUG